CAGGAGUUCUGCAGCAUCUUUUAGACGCACCCAGCAACAGCAGCUUUUAGCCUCCUCCUCCUCUCACUGGUAAAGCGGAGCAGGUGAGAGUUUCCACUUAUUAGGUUGUCACUACAGGGCUGUGGGUAGGAGGCGGAUGGGGGGAGGUGACAGCGAGCACUAGAGAAAGGGGACGCCAGACAGAGAAAGCUCAUUCACUUCAACCACAGCUGACUAAAAAGCCCAACGAAGAGCCGCACAGAAAUUGUCUCAGGCUGGAAAAAGAGCUCCCUCUGUUUCUGCUAAUGUGAUGAUGGCCUCCACCUCUUUGAUAAAAGAAAUCGGCUGCAAUGGUAUUCUGCGCCUCCUCAUUUUUGGAAUACUUCUUCCAUCAGUAUUAGUAUCAGGCCAAUCUUCCACCGUUAUGAUGUCCACUUCUUCCACUGGUGCCUCCACCGCCAUGCCUUCCACCACUAUGACCUCUGGAGACACGACCUCUGGAGGCACAACCUCAAAGCCUGCCCCGUCUGCUAUGAUGUCCACCACCACCAGCCCCGCAGCUACAUCCUCAGGAAGCCAAACAGCCUCGACCAAUCAGCCUACCAACUCUGGAGGCUCAGCAUCCACCUCCAUCCAGUCUCCCACCACCACCGCCUCCUCAACAGGCUCAGCAUCCACCACACAGUCCCUCCCAAGCCAAACUUCUUCUGCCAAUUCUGCAUCAUCAUCACCUGUCACCUCUAGUUCAAUCAGUGCUACUAAUUCAGGAACCGAUUCUGCCUCCUCUACAGCUGGUUCUAUGACCAUGGCCCAGUCCAGCACUACCAUGAUGGCGUCAGGCUGGACCAGUUCAACCAACUCUAUGACUUCAGGCUCUGGAUCCUCAAACACAAUGAUGCCCACCAGUCAGCCAUCAACCUCCAUUGGUGGCACAUCUGGUACGAAUUCUUCAAUGGGCAUGGCAAGUCUACCUUAUUAG
Molecule: messenger RNA, 958 nt
Organism: Labrus bergylta (ballan wrasse)
Lineage: Eukaryota; Metazoa; Chordata; Actinopteri; Labriformes; Labridae
Source: RefSeq, a predicted model, not a curated record